This is a messenger RNA of Entrophospora sp. SA101, 1728 nucleotides long. NCBI's taxonomy places the organism in Eukaryota, Fungi, Glomeromycota, Glomeromycetes, Entrophosporales, Entrophosporaceae. The record is from the annotation of a GenBank genome assembly.
AUGGAAAGAGUAUAUAAUGAACGAAACAAUAUUUUCAUUGAUAGAAAUGGUAAAUUGUUUGAAUAUCUAAGAAAUGAUAAACUGCUGAAAAGAAUACAUGACGACAAGGAAUUACUGGAAGAUUUAUUAACGGAAGCAGAAUUCUUUGGAAUCAAUAAACUUGUCAACGAUAUCAAAUCUCUAAUCGAUCCAGGAAUUGAAAAGAUACAUUAUCAUGUGGUUACAACUGGUAUUGAAUCUCUUACUUAUUAUCGAUGCCCUCAUGGUCAUGAUCCUGAACGAAUUGGUGAAGGUCGUUAUUCUAGUUCUAAUUGUAGACAUACAUCUGUUGAAUUAGUAGAAGAUAAUGUUUAUUUUAUUUUAAUUGUAACGAAAAAUGUGCCUGUAAAAAAUGGUCGUAUUGAAAAGAAUACUCACAAGGCACAGAAUAAUAAAAAAUUUACAAAUGAUUUUAAUAGAACUCAUAGACAAACCAAUAAAAUCAAAACCUUGGAAGCUCUAAUAUCUGAAAACAUAAAGGUUAAAUCUGAUCUUGAUAAAAAAUAUAAAGAAUUAGAAAUGUUGAAUAAUAGUAUUAAAAAUGAACGUGAUGAAUUAACCAGUCUUAAUAUCACCAAAGAAACGAUUGUCAAUGAAUUAAAGAUGAAGAAAACAAAGAUUGCAGAACAAGAAAAAUUAGUCGAAAGGUUGAAUGCAGAAUUUUUGGAAAUUGAUAAUAUUCGUCGUUAUUUACAUAAUGAUAUUCAAGAUUUGAAAGGAAAUAUUCGAGUAUUUUGUAGAGUCCGUCCACAAACAUUCACAGAAAUAGAUGAACCACUUGCUGAAAUCAUAUAUCCAAAUAAUAGUGGAAAUAAAAAAAUUGUGAUUUGUUCAAUUAUAAAAAAUUAUCGUAGUAUAAAUAGAAAUAUCAUCAAGGAAUAUGAAUUUGAUCAUGUUUUCAGACCUGAAAGUACUCAAGAACAAGUAUAUAAUGAGCUUGCACAUGUAGUUCAAUCAGUGGUUGAUGGAUAUAAUUGUUGUAUAUUUGCUUAUGGACAAACUGGUGCAGGAAAAACUUAUACAAUGCAAGGUUCAGAUGCUUCUCCUAAAACAGAAGGGAUGAUCACCAGGGCAUUUAGACAUGUCUUUAAUCUUGUUAAUGGUUUGAAAGUUCAGGGUUGGACUUAUACAAUCGAAGGCCAAUUUAUCGAAAUAUAUAAUGAUCAAGUUUAUGAUUUACUUCAAAUGUCACGUGGAAAUGUCAAAAUUACACAUGACACUGAGAAAGGUUCAACUAGAAUUACUAAUGUCAAAACAGUAAAUCUUGAGUCACCAAAUCUUGUCAAUCAAGUGCUUAAAUCAGCGACAAAGAAUCGAUCAAUUGCUUCUACAAAAAUGAAUGAUAAAUCUUCAAGAAGUCAUAGCAUAUUUAUGAUUCAUAUUACAGGCACAAAUUCAAAUACAAAAGAAAAAAGAUUGGGUUCAUUGAACCUUAUUGAUUUAGCAGGCUCUGAGAAAAUAUCAACAUUUGGAUCUUCAGCGGGGGAUCUUCAAACUGAAACAAUACAAAUUAAUAAAAGUUUAAGUAGUUUGAAAACCGUUAUAAAAAAUAUCAAGGAUGGAAAUCAUAUCAAUUAUCUUAAUAUUUCUCCAAUAAGAUCAUCACAAGCAGAAACUGAAAACAGUUUGGAGUUUGGUCGUGUUGCUAAAGCUACUCACACUGGCAUUGCAAAGAAGGUUAAGGCUUAG